This is a messenger RNA of Aureobasidium pullulans EXF-150, 2886 nucleotides long. Its product is annotated as putative glycosyl hydrolase. The transcript has 3 exons. The record is from RefSeq and is a predicted model, not a curated record. Gene Ontology annotation, molecular function: beta-glucosidase activity. Gene Ontology annotation, biological process: glucan catabolic process. Lineage: Eukaryota; Fungi; Ascomycota; Dothideomycetes; Dothideales; Saccotheciaceae. Bases 1 to 2427 code for a protein of 808 amino acids.
AUGCGUUUCACCACGGAGCUGCUGGCCGUUGCGCUGGCCCUCGCAGAUAUUACCUCUGCUCAGAACUCAACAUAUAAUGCUACUGCAGCUGCUCAAGCUAAAUUGACUGCUGAGUUGGCCAACCUUGAGAAGUUCUGGUCAUAUGGAAGAUCUCCUCCAGUGUAUCCUACUCCUCAAGGAGCAGGCAGAGAUGAGUGGGCCACUGCUUAUGCAAAAGCAAAGACCUUGGUCGCUUCAAUGACCGACUACGAGAAGAACAACAUCACAUAUGGUUACACCUCGAAGACAAAUGGCUGUGGUGGUAACAGCGGCUCUGUACCCAGAGUUGGUUUCCCUGGUCUCUGUCUCAGCGAUGCUGGAAACGGUCUCCGUGGUACAGAUGGUGUCACUGGUUUUGCUUCGGGUGUACACGUCGGAGCUACCUGGAACCGCAACCUCGCAUACCAGAGAGCCCACUACAUGGGUGCAGAGUUCAAGGCUAAGGGUGUCAACGUCCUCCUCGGACCCGUCGUUGGUCCUCUUGGUCGCGUUGCCGAAGGUGGCAGAAACUGGGAAGGUUUCAGCAACGACCCUUACCUUGCUGGUAGUCUGACUUUUGAGACUGUCAGAGGCAUGCAGAACAAUGUGGUUUCAUGCAUCAAGCAUCUUAUCGGAAACGAGCAGGAGCUCGACCGUAACCCUGCUGGAGUCAACGCCUCGAUGUCUGCCAACAUCGACGACAAGACCAUGCACGAAAUGUACAUGUGGCCUUUCCAGGACGCUGUCCACGCUGGAGUCGGAUCAGCCAUGUGCUCAUACCAGAGAGCCAACAACUCUUACGGAUGCCAGAACUCCAAGGUCAUGAACGGCCUCUUCAAGGGAGAGCUUGGCUUUGAGGGUUUCAUUGUCUCUGAUUGGGGUGCUCAGCACUCCGGUGUUGCCAGUGCUGAUGCUGGUCUCGAUAUGGCUAUGCCUAGCUCAGCCUACUGGAUGAACGGCAACUUGAGCCAGGCCGUUACCAACGGAUCUCUCGCUUCCACCAGACUUGAUGACAUGGCCACUCGUAUCGUCGCUUCUUGGUACCAUCUUGCCGAGUGGCAAUACCCUGGCCACGGCAUGCCUGUCAACCUGACCCUUCCUCACGAGUACGUCAAUGCUCGCGACCCUGCCUCUAAGCCUAGCACCUUCCAAACUGCUGUUGAAGGUCAUGUUCUUGUCAAGAACGUCAACAACGCUCUUCCCCUGAAGGCUCCCGGCUUCAUCUCGCUCUUCGGUUAUGAUGGUAUCGCACCUUCCAGCUACACUCCCGACAACUCGCCCGCCUUCACCCUGUCCAACUUCGGAUUCUCGCCCGUCAGCGGUGUUAACAGCAGUGAACUUCUUAUGCUGUUUGUCAGCCCUUCAUCCAUUCCUUCUGAGAACCUGCCCGGUAUCGCCAUGAACGGAACCAUGGUAACUGGCGGUGGCUCUGGUGCUGCUCAGCCUGCUUACAUCAGCGAUCCGUUCAGUGCCAUCACCGAGCAAGCAAUGCAGGAUGACACUUGGCUCCAGUGGGACUUCCACAGCCAGAAUCCCGUCGUCCAGAGAGGAUCUGAGGCCUGCCUUGUCUUCAUCAACGCUUUCGCCACCGAGUCUUAUGACCGUCCUUACCUGGAGGAUGAGUACUCAGACGACAUUGUUCUGAACGUCGCUGCUCAGUGCAACAACACUAUGGUCAUUCUUCACAAUGCUGGUAUUCGCACCAUUGACGCAUGGUACUCGAACCCCAACGUUACUGCCAUCGUCUACGCACAUCUUCCCGGACAAGAUUCGGGCAAGGCUUUGGUCGAGGUUCUCUACGGAAAGCAGUCGCCUAGUGGUCGCAUGCCUUACACUGUCGCCAAGAAGCCUGCUGAUUACGGCAACCUGCUGCACCACCUCACUCCCGACAACACCAGCAACUACUACACCCAGGACAACUUCACCGAGGGUGUCUACAUUGACUACAAGGCUUUCAUCGCCCAGAACAUUACUCCUCGCUUCGAGUUCGGAUAUGGUUUGACUUACACAACCUUCAACUACUCGUCGCUGCAGAGCAAGGUUCUCAGCAAUGUCAGUACUGCCGAGUACCCUCCUAGCAGCCCCAUCGCUCAGGGUGGUGUUGCAUCCCUGUGGGAUGUCAUUGCUACUGUCGACUGCACCAUCAUCAACACUGGCUCAGUCACUGCCUCUGAGGUCGCUCAGCUGUACAUCAACAUCCCUGGUGGCCCUGCCAAGGUCCUUCGUGGAUUCAACAAGCAAGGUGUCCAACCCGGCAAGAGCGUCAACUUCCAUUUCGACCUCACCAGACGUGACCUGAGCGAGUGGGAUGUUGUCAGCCAACAAUGGCGCCUGCAAUCUGGCAACUACCCCAUCUAUGUCGGCAAGAGUGUACUCGAUAUCCAGCUUACCGGUAGCCUCAGCAUCUAAUCUCGUCUAUGAAAUUGGAGAGAGGGAAGAUGAUACGAUAAAACGAUCAGCGUUGUAGUAUUUUUAAUGUAUUUUAGCUAGCAAAAGCACUUGUAUAUAAGCAAAGCCAAUCGAUUGCGUAAAAGAACGUUUUCCCGUGCGCCGGCAGAUUUGAUUCGAGAACGGAUGGAAGGGGCUUUGUGGCUGCCGUGUGCCGAGGCUUGGGCAGCGUGGCUGCCAUGGAAGUUCCAAGUCGAUGCAUGGCAGAACAAAGGAACAAAGAGCGUUCUGCAGCUACUUCCUGUGUUGUGAUCAGUUUUGAUUGUUAGAGGCAAGCUGUAGAAGCGCGAGGUUGAGAAAUGCUUGAUUGACUUAGCCACCUAUGUAAUGUUUCAAAUAGCAGAAGCAAAAAGGCUCAAAGGCAUUCCAGUGAUUUCGAUGGUUCCGACGGGAACAGUUGAGAGCGACAACGGAAAGUCU